GGAGCGGCGGCGGCCGGCGGCUUCGGGCGAAGAUGGCGGACGUGCUGAGCGUGCUGCGGCAAUACAACACGCAGAAGAAGGAGAUCGUGGUGAAGGGCGACGAGGUGAUCUUCGGCGAGUUCUCCUGGCCGAAGAAUGUCAAGACCAACUAUGUCAUCUGGGGGACAGGGAAGGAAGGUCAGCCCAGGGAAUACUACACUUUGGAUUCUAUCUUGUUCCUCCUCAAUAAUGUGCACCUUUCACAUCCUGUUUAUGUCCGUCGUGCUGCAACUGAAAACAUUCCUGUGGUAAGAAGACCUGAUAGAAAAGACUUGCUUGCAUACCUAAAUGGGGAAACAUCAACGUCAUCAAGCAUAGACAGAAGUGCUCCACUUGAAAUUGGUCUUCAACGUUCCACUCAAGUUAAGAGAGCAGCAGAUGAAAUAUUAGCGGAAGCAAAGAAGCCAAGAAUAGAGGAUGAAGAGUGUGUGCGCCUUGACAAAGAGCGGCUGGCAGCUCGAUUGGAGGGGCAUAAAGAAGGUAUCGUGCAGACAGAGCAGAUCAGGUCCUUGUCAGAAGCCAUGUCAGUGGAAAAAAUUGCUGCUAUCAAAGCAAAAAUCAUGGCAAAGAAAAGAUCCACUAUCAAAACAGAUCUGGAUGAUGACAUAACUGCUCUUAAACAGAGAAGUUUUGUUGAUGCUGAAGUGGAUGUAACCAGAGAUAUUGUCAGCAGGGAGAGAGUAUGGAGGACAAGAACUACAAUCUUACAAAGCACAGGCAAGAACUUUGCCAAGAAUAUUUUUGCAAUUCUUCAAUCAGUAAAAGCCAGAGAAGAAGGCCGAGCACCUGAGCAACGACCUGCACCAAAUACAGCACCUACGGAUCCUACCUUACGAAAUAAGCAACCUAUUCCAGCUGCCUACAACAGAUAUGAUCAGGAAAGAUUCAAAGGCAAAGAGGAAACGGAGGGCUUUAAAAUUGAUACCAUGGGCACCUAUCACGGAAUGACUCUGAAGUCUGUAACGGAAGGUGCUUCUGCUCGAAAAACACAAACACCAGCAGCACAGCCUGUACCACGACCAGUUUCUCAAGCAAGACCACCUCCCAACCAGAAAAAAGGAUCUCGAACUCCCAUAAUCAUUAUUCCAGCAGCCACAACCUCUUUAAUAACGAUGCUUAACGCAAAGGACCUCCUGCAAGAUCUGAAGUUUGUACCAUCAGAUGAAAAGAAGAAGCAGGGCUGUCAGCGAGAAAAUGAAACUCUAAUACAGAGAAGGAAGGACCAGAUGCAACCUGGGGGAACUACAGUCAGCGUUACCGUACCCUACCGAGUAGUAGACCAACCUCUGAAACUAAUGCCACAAGACUGGGAUCGUGUGGUGGCAGUGUUUGUACAGGGUCCUGCUUGGCAGUUCAAAGGCUGGCCGUGGCUCUUGCCUGAUGGAUCACCUGUUGAUAUCUUUGCGAAGAUUAAAGCUUUUCAUCUCAAAUAUGAUGAGGUACGUCUGGAUCCAAAUGUACAGAAAUGGGAUGUAACAGUGUUAGAACUAAGCUACCACAAAAGACACUUGGACAGGCCAGUAUUUCUACGCUUCUGGGAAACUUUGGACAGGUAUAUGGUGAAGCAUAAAUCUCACUUGAGAUUCUGAAUCCUUCAGCUGCCGUUCAUUUCCUGGAGUGUGGAUUGAGAACAAUGAAAGAGACUCCAGUUUGGAGACCAGAGCUCGCACUAUAUGUUAUGUCAAUAACUUUACAAAUGAAGAAGGGUCACAGUUGAAACUUUUUAUAAAAUCUGGUUUGGAUGCUUCAUGGCAGGUUGAUACCUGUUGUUAUUCAGAAGCAAAGGGGUUUUGCUUAAAACUAUUUUUUUAAUGUUGUUAGCCUUCUAGUCUGCAAUUCAAAUUGUAUAUUUUGAUAGCAGCAGUUUCUUCUCUGUUUUGUUAAAUUAGGCACAUUUUUAAAUAAUGUGUUAUGUUCCUUAUUAGAAAAUAGAUUGAUCUUCACUGCAGGUUACAAAUGUGUGUGUGCCUGUGCGCGUGUGCGCACGUGUGUGUGUAUAUAUGUGUGUAUGUGUCUACAUAUAUAAUGUAUAAAAAAAAAUUAUAGACACGCUAACGCACACAUAGUUAUUCCUGAGGCUUUCUAAACCACUUAGCUUCUGAGCUUAGUUUUGGUUUUCUUUGCUUAUUGUUUCACUUACUGAAAAUAUUUUGUUGUGAAUGAAUUUACAUUUUAGUCAAUAGAACUUGCAAACUGAGAAAAGUGAAGAUUGUUUUGGAAAUCAAAUUGUCAACCUGUAUAUGUAUAUUCUGUCAGUCUUGGAAAAAGGGAAGAUGAGAGUGCUAGAAACUGACUUGGAUUUGUGAUGUCCCACUUUACCGAAUCUUCAAACUUAAAUACAAAUACCUUCAGGUCAUGGUAGUUUUAAAUCUCCAUUCUCCACUCAAGUCUCUUUAUUUAAGCUGGAACCGUGCACGUAUAUGUUCCCAUCUAUCAAAAUACCUUCCUACAAGUUUAAGUGUUACCUGGACUGAACAAGGAAUAGAAAGGGACAGUUUGGAUUUUUUUUUUUUCCCCUGGAAAUGUCAGCACAAGGAGGAAUAAUGUUAACUUCUUUGCAUUUAUACCUGUGAUAUCACCACUAAUAUUAUUUUAUUGUGACAAAAGUAGCCCAGACUGUCUAGAGGAGUUGUCAUUUCCUGAUAUGAGUGGCUGAUAAGGCCUCCUAACAGUUGUGCAUCGGAGUGGAAAAUGAGUUUACUCAGUUUACCAAAGAACACAUUUGCUUGAGCUACAGUAUAAAUGAGGCCAGAAGAUCAUGGUAUUUGUUUGGAUUUAUGGUACCUGUGUAUCUAUUUAAUAAUGUUGCAUACCAGUUGAUGUAGAGAAUGAUCCGAUAUUGUAACACCUGCAUGGAUUUUUUGGGAUAUAAAAUACAUGUUUAUAUUCCGUUCUUGAAAUCCAAAACCAUGUUUUUUAAUAUACUUUACAUUUAAGACUUGACAAAAGUAAAGUGGUCUACCUGUUCUUUA
Centrocercus urophasianus (Greater sage-grouse) is the source of this 3011-nucleotide messenger RNA. RefSeq names its product cell division cycle 73 (gene CDC73). Gene Ontology annotation, molecular function: RNA polymerase II complex binding. The transcript has 17 exons. Gene Ontology annotation, biological process: transcription elongation by RNA polymerase II; positive regulation of transcription elongation by RNA polymerase II. Gene Ontology annotation, cellular component: Cdc73/Paf1 complex. Bases 33 to 1628 code for a protein of 531 amino acids. The record is from RefSeq and is a predicted model, not a curated record. Lineage: Eukaryota; Metazoa; Chordata; Aves; Galliformes; Phasianidae.